AUGGUUCAAACUGUCAUAUUUCAUAAUGGGCUCAGAAAACUGCUGAUAAGCAUAUCCUGGGUGCCAGUUUUAAUGACAUUCAAUGAACAUGUUUGCAAUGUUGCGAAGAUUGAGGGAUCGUCAAUGAGGCCUACACUUAACCCAAAUGACCUGACACAUACUGAUUGGGUACUCUUGUGGAAAUUUGGAGCCAAGAAUGCCGAAACUCUUAAAAAUAAUGAUGUGAUUUUAUUCAAAGCACCAUCCAAUCCUAAGAAAGUGUACUGUAAGAGAGUAAAAGGUGUGCAAUACGACUCUGUGAAGACCAGGCAUCCGUAUCCCAAGGAAAUUGUGCAUAUUCCACGUAAUCAUCUUUGGGUAGAAGGCGAUAAUGUUUAUCAUUCAAUUGACUCCAAUAAUUUUGGUCCUAUCUCUACCGGCUUGGUGCUCGGAAAGGCCGUCCGUGUAAUAUGGCCGCCCUCGCGAUGGAACGCCGAUUUAAAUUCGAGCACCGGCAGAGGAGAUAUAGGGGUCAACGGCUUAGAUGUUUGA
Molecule: messenger RNA, 531 nt
Organism: Lachancea fermentati
Lineage: Eukaryota; Fungi; Ascomycota; Saccharomycetes; Saccharomycetales; Saccharomycetaceae
Source: the annotation of a GenBank genome assembly